Messenger RNA from Arabidopsis arenosa, 3135 nucleotides. Lineage: Eukaryota; Viridiplantae; Streptophyta; Magnoliopsida; Brassicales; Brassicaceae. The record is from the annotation of a GenBank genome assembly.
AAUUAUAAGGAGGGAUAUUGCUAAGAGGGAGAGAAGAAAAAGCAUCAACCAACCAUGGCUGCGAGAAAUUUGGAGAAGAUGGCUUCAAUUGAUGCUCAGCUCAGGCUUCUUGCUCCUGGCAAGGUUUCUGAAGACGACAAGCUUAUCGAGUACGAUGCUCUCUUGUUGGAUCGAUUCCUCGAUAUUCUUCAGGAUUUGCAUGGCGAGGAUGUCAGAGAAUUCGUUCAAGAGUGCUAUGAGGUUGCGGCUGAUUACGAUGGAAACCGCAACACUGAGAAGCUAGAGGAGCUUGGAAAUAUGCUGACGAGUUUGGAUCCAGGGGAUUCAAUUGUUGUCACAAAAUCAUUCUCCAACAUGCUUAGCUUGGCUAAUCUGGCUGAGGAAGUCCAGAUUGCCUACCGGCGUAGGAUUAAGAAACUUAAGAAAGGUGAUUUCGCUGAUGAGGCCUCUGCAACGACGGAAUCUGACAUUGAAGAGACUCUCAAGAGGCUUUUGCAGCUUAACAAGACUCCUGAAGAGGUCUUUGAUGCUCUCAAGAAUCAGACUGUUGACUUGGUUUUAACUGCUCAUCCGACUCAAUCUGUUCGGAGGUCUUUGCUCCAAAAGUUUGGAAGGAUUCGUGAUUGUUUGACGCAGUUAUAUGCAAAGGACAUUACUCCUGAUGAUAAACAAGAACUCGAUGAAGCUCUGCAACGAGAGAUUCAAGCUGCUUUUCGCACUGAUGAAAUCAGAAGAACUCCUCCAACACCGCAGGAUGAAAUGAGAGCAGGGAUGAGCUACUUCCAUGAGACAAUCUGGAAAGGAGUUCCAAAGUUCUUGAGACGUGUUGACACGGCUUUAAAGAACAUUGGAAUCAAUGAGCGUGUUCCUUACAAUGCGCCUCUCAUUCAGUUCUCUUCUUGGAUGGGCGGAGACCGUGAUGGAAACCCGCGAGUAACUCCUGAAGUUACAAGAGAUGUAUGCUUAUUAGCUAGAAUGAUGGCUGCUAAUCUCUACUUCUCCCAGAUAGAAGAUCUUAUGUUUGAGAUGUCUAUGUGGCGUUGCAAUGAGGAACUUCGUGUCCGUGCAGAACGUCAACGGUGUGCGAAAAGGGAUGCAAAACACUAUAUAGAAUUUUGGAAACAAAUCCCUGAGAAUGAGCCAUACCGAGCUAUUCUUGGAGAUGUAAGGGACAAGCUGUACAACACACGUGAACGUGCACGUCAGUUAUUGUCAAGCGGAGUUUCGGACGUUCCCGAAGACGCUGUUUUCACCAGUGUGGAUCAGUUUUUGGAGCCACUUGAGCUUUGUUACCGGUCACUCUGUGAUUGCGGUGACAGACCUAUUGCUGAUGGAAGCCUGCUCGAUUUCUUACGCCAAGUGUCAACAUUUGGGCUUGCGCUUGUGAAACUUGAUAUCCGUCAAGAAUCUGACAGACACACCGAUGUCUUGGAUGCUAUCACGACGCACUUAGGUAUUGGUUCUUACAAAGAAUGGUCGGAGGAUAAAAGACAGGAAUGGCUUUUAUCUGAGCUAAGCGGGAAACGCCCUCUCUUUGGACCGGAUCUUCCCAAAACUGAAGAGGUUGCAGAUGUGUUGGACACUUUCAAAGUCAUUUCUGAGCUUCCUUCGGAUAGUUUUGGUGCUUAUAUAAUCUCAAUGGCCACUGCUCCAUCAGAUGUGCUCGCUGUUGAGCUCUUGCAACGCGAAUGUGGGAUCACUAAUCCUCUGAGAGUUGUCCCGUUGUUCGAGAAGCUAGCGGAUUUAGAAUCUGCGCCUGCUUCAGUUGCCCGUCUCUUCUCCAUAGAAUGGUACAGAAACCGGAUCAAUGGAAAGCAAGAAGUCAUGAUCGGGUAUUCAGACUCGGGCAAAGAUGCUGGUCGUUUAUCUGCGGCUUGGCAGCUUUACAAGACUCAGGAAGAGCUCGUGAAGGUGGCAAAAGAAUACGGAGUUAAGCUCACUAUGUUCCACGGAAGAGGUGGGACUGUAGGACGAGGAGGUGGACCCACCCAUCUUGCUAUUUUGUCUCAGCCUCCGGAUACCAUUCAUGGGCAAUUAAGGGUAACCGUUCAAGGUGAAGUUAUUGAACAGUCUUUCGGAGAAGAGCACUUAUGCUUUAGGACUCUUCAGCGUUUCACGGCUGCAACACUUGAGCAUGGAAUGCAUCCACCGGUUUCCCCUAAGCCCGAGUGGCGAGUCCUCAUGGAUGAAAUGGCUAUAAUUGCCACUGAAGAAUACCGUUCUGUCGUCUUCAAGGAGCCCCGUUUUGUUGAGUACUUCCGUCUGGCGACACCGGAGCUUGAGUAUGGAAGGAUGAACAUAGGAAGCCGACCAUCGAAACGUAAACCGAGCGGAGGAAUCGAGUCGCUGCGUGCAAUCCCGUGGAUCUUUGCAUGGACUCAGACGAGGUUUCACUUACCCGUGUGGCUAGGCUUUGGAGGGGCAUUCAAACGCGUGAUCCAGAAGGACAGUAAGAAUCUCAACAUGCUCAAAGAGAUGUACAACCAGUGGCCUUUCUUCCGUGUCACAAUUGAUCUAGUCGAAAUGGUUUUCGCCAAAGGAGAUCCUGGAAUCGCGGCUCUGUACGACCGCCUCCUCGUCUCUGAAGAACUUCAACCAUUCGGUGAACAACUUCGAGUUAACUACCAAGAGACCAGACGCCUCCUCCUCCAGGUUGCAGGUCACAAAGACAUUCUAGAAGGUGACCCUUACUUGAGGCAAAGGCUGCAGCUACGUGACCCAUACAUCACGACAUUGAACGUGUGCCAAGCCUACACACUCAAGCAGAUCCGUGACCCAAGCUUCCACGUCAAAGUCCGGCCACAUCUAUCUAAGGACUACAUGGAGUCUAGUCCAGCAGCUGAGCUUGUAAAGCUCAACCCAAAGAGCGAAUACGCACCGGGACUUGAAGAUACCGUCAUCCUCACUAUGAAGGGUAUUGCUGCCGGUAUGCAAAACACCGGUUAAGCCAGUUUAAACCGUCUUUGUACCAUUCCCUGAUUCUAUGCUAUGUAAUGUAUUAUGUCUAUUCUAUGAUGUGAUAAUCUAUCUUACUCUAUUCCGUACGCUUUUUUAAUGAGUAUGAUAAUUUCUUGUGUUAUUCUAUUGUUGUUAUGUUUACUAAUCAUAUCUGUGAAAUAUAUUUCUGAAGGGAAA